This is a messenger RNA of Botrytis cinerea B05.10, 3256 nucleotides long. RefSeq lists its product as hypothetical. The record is from RefSeq and is a predicted model, not a curated record. Lineage: Eukaryota; Fungi; Ascomycota; Leotiomycetes; Helotiales; Sclerotiniaceae. The coding region runs from base 648 to 1697 and encodes 349 amino acids. The transcript has a single exon.
GAUGUGAUGCGAGUGGGGACGGGGCAUGGAGGUGGCAUUGGUGUAAUCUACAAUACACAAGACUACUCGCACCCUCCUCUGCUAGACUGCUACACUGCUACACUUGACCUCUUCCAGUAUCUCCUCCUAGCCUCUUUUACCACACCACAUCUUAUCCAAACUGGAUCAAGCCUUCGGAUAGAAAGUGGCUACGUCUAUAGUUAAACCUUACGGGUACUACCACUAAAGGAAUUCAAGAUUUUCCCAUCUCUUCAUCAUACCUCGCCCUAGCUACCAACCUACUUCACCCCUUCACCCCUUCAUCCCUACGAGCCGAUCCCGCCGCUUGACUAGUAGCUGAUCGUUGACCUCUUAUAACAACCCCACCAUACCCUUCAACUCUUUUUUCUUGCCCUUCCUUCUUCACGACCUCAUUCGUCCGUACCUUUUUCGAUACUUAUUCAAGGCGCGCAAACUAGAUCCCUUGUCUCGGGACCGCCAAAAUAUUUAUCUUCGUUUCAUUUCAACAAGCUGAUUCCAAUUUCCCAUAUCUUCCGUCACGUCAAGCUCUCGCAUCAUUACAUAUCCCUGACCUCUUGUCCUCGAAUAUCUAUCCGUAUCAUCCCUCCAUAUCCCGUCUCCCACACUUUGCGUCAAACUUUACUCCAAUGCCUCCUCAAUUACUACCUGCUUCGGCAGCUGCUUUUGCUCCAAGAGCUUCAUCCGUCAAUGUUGUGUUAAGCUCAAAGGUUGAGCCAUGGUUAACACAAACCUUAAAGCGUAUAAAUCGUAUAAAGCGUCCUCUAAACAGUGUACCCCAGCACCAAAGAUGCUUAACGGAAACGCUAUCUUCUUCAACCGCUAUAUGGACUCUUGGAUCUUUGAUGCUAUCGAAAGCCCCGGAACAAAGACGCGAAGACUCAAAUCCAUUAGUUGAGGCCAUGUUCAACUAUCAACUCAUUCAUAUCGAGGCCUAUGUUGUUCAUGUGGAUAUGGUAUUAAGAAAUGAGGUUGCCUACAAACUUACUCCAGAUACGAUAGAAUCACUCAUCGAGUUUCACAAGGAUGUUCAUUGCCUAGAUAUUGCAGCGAACACCUACAACUGGUCAGAGAAGGAUCAACAAGUGAAGAAGAUGCACGAAGACUUCAUCCAAGCUAUUAACAAGUUCGUCUACCGAACGCAUGUCUCUGCAUUAGAGGGACUGGAAGAAGAUGGCGCUGGUGAAUUGUUAUGCGGUAAAAGUGAUGAAGUCAAAAACAAUAUCAUGGGCCUUUUCCUUCCUCUACUCCCCCCACCACCAAGGGUCGUCGAUGUGGUUAGACCUGCUACUUUAUUGCCUAGCUCUCCAGCUGGCAUGAAUUGGUGGUCGCAACCCACGAUACCAGUAACAACCGCAGCUCCUGUUGACCCAUGGAGGAUGGUCCCUUCAAGUCCAAGUACGACAUCUUCCAUGUCCUCUUCAACCGACACUCAAUCUUUAUGGGCAAGUAUGGGCUUGAAUGAGAUUCAACUGCCUUCCCCUACACCAUCUUAUAGCCAACCAUUCACCACAGCCGGACUCUUCUACAGCGCACCACAAGUUAGUGCGCCAAUUCCAGCACUUCCUCUACCAAGCAUGUUAGCACAGCAGCAUUGCGGUAUUGGUAUGGGGUAUGGUGGAUUUGGUGGGUUCGGAGGUGGAUGGGACCGAUAUCAAGAGUACGCUACAACGAUGUGACAACCAAGGCCUGGAUCGUUAAAUCACCCCCCUACUACUCGCUCCGGAGUUUAGGGCAGGCGACAAUAUCAUAUAAUACCAUGGCUCCAAGCCUCUGUACACGACAACAAACAUUACAUACAUGGCAUCGGCAAACUUCUUUAGCGGCAUUUGAUACCUCCGAGGGCACUUACGGCGUUUUUACAUCUUCAUUAUCAUCCUCAUCAGCGAUCGAGCGAACAAAAGAUAUCCUGGGAACAAAUCAUACUUAAUAAUCAGCAAGAACAACAAUCUCCUUUCAUUACAGAUACAUAAUAGGAUACCAUUUUUUUCUUUUUUUCUUUUUUCUUUGUUUUUUUUUUUUUUUUAGCGCAGCGAGUUUGGAUUUGCUUUUACACGACACCACACAGCCGCAAGACCGGUUUAACCAAAUUUUCCUUUUCAUCGCAUAUGGCAGGACCUAAAGGCGGGUUAUUUUGAAGCAUUUAUUGGCAUGGUUCCAAGAUUUUCAUAUCAUCAUAAAGAGAAUACCUUAUUAAAAGGAUAACGCAGCAAUGCAGGGCUUCACGGGCGCGUCUGGAUACAUUGAUUUUUGUCUUUUCUUUUUACGUUUGAGAUAUUAUCUUACGUUUGUUUUGGGGGGAAGGAAACCGGCCUUUUCUACGUCCAUUUUCUUCUCGUUUCUGUUUACGAAUUUAUGAAUCAUGGAUGCUUAUGAGUUUUGCUUGGACAAAGAUCAAGGCGUAUGAUUUAUGGAUUCACGAAAAUAGAAAUUGGGGACAUAAAAAAACAUCAUCUGCUGCGCAGAUCGAAACAACAAUCAAUGGACGAGAAACUAGUUUUCCUCUAAGCGGACAGCAAUCAACGGACAAAUUGUUUAGAUGAUACAUCAAACUGCGACCAUUUCAAUUCUCGCUAGUCGAGGUUGGCAUUGAAAGCGAACAGCCUGGAUCAAGUUAUUCUAUCAGAAAGGACAGACUCUUUCAGAAAUCCAACUCAAUAUCGACUCAUUAUCUCGAAUGCGGAUCGAUCAAUACCUGCAAGUCGGGCGAUUGAAUCUUACAUGUUGGGGGUGGGCUUGUUAAUUGGGUGGAUUUGUGCAAGGGUUUGGGUUUUCGGUAGAAGAGGGAGUGAAGGGCAAAUGGUAGCUCAUCACUACAUCUUCCAUACACUAUCCUACGCUGUUAUGCUUGAUGUAUAGCAAGUUGAAGAUAGUGUUUGGAAGAAAGCUGAAAAUUCUCUCUCGUCCUGCGGACAGAGUGAGAUAGAGGUAUCGAUGCAGGUUUCUUUUUUUUUCGGCACAGGGCAAGGGAAUAACGGGAACGGAAUCUAUCAUACUGGUUAUGGGAUUAUGGAAGAACGGUGAUUACAUGGCUAGUACAUGGAUUACUAAGUAUGGAAAGAGAGGGAACAAUACUGUGUGUAGGUAAUCUUGGACUUGUGCCUGAUACCGAGAAAAAGAUUGAAAAUGCAAAUAAAAUGAAAAUCAUGGAAACUUAUUCUCCUGGCUUGUGAUCUUUUGCUUUCUUGAUCAGACGAGGUGAGGUGAGUUCAGUGGAUCACAUGAAUGUAGCAGGUCA